Messenger RNA from Platichthys flesus (European flounder), 4282 nucleotides. It is a transcript of the gene rcor2, whose product is annotated as REST corepressor 2. Gene Ontology annotation, molecular function: transcription corepressor activity. Lineage: Eukaryota; Metazoa; Chordata; Actinopteri; Pleuronectiformes; Pleuronectidae. The record is from RefSeq and is a predicted model, not a curated record. The coding region runs from base 165 to 1787 and encodes 540 amino acids. The transcript has 14 exons. Gene Ontology annotation, cellular component: transcription regulator complex; histone deacetylase complex. Gene Ontology annotation, biological process: negative regulation of DNA-templated transcription; regulation of transcription by RNA polymerase II.
UGUCUCCGCGCUCGCUCACUUCAUUGUACUGACCGUGUGCAUCAAUUAAGCAGGAAUUAAGCCGUUUCGGGCUCCGCGGGUCGCUCGCAGCACUUCCAGGGGCCACUGCUCGCCGCCGAGAAGUUUUGUGUGCGGUGGAAAGCGGAGGGAAGCGGAACGCAGAUAUGCCCUCAGUGAUGGAGCGCUCGGGGUCCGGGGUCCUGUCCAGGAGCAGAGCCAAGACUGUAACCAACGGCAACAGCCUACCACACUCUGAGGAGGAGAGCAGCGAUGAGGAGCAUGCUCAUGACAGUAUGAUCCGAGUGGGAGGAGACUACCAAGCUCAUAUCCCAGAGUUCAAACCAGACAGUCCAACCCGCUACAAUGAGAAGGACCAGAGGAGCAUGUUGGUGUGGUGUCCCAACCCUCUGCUUUCCGAUGCCAUGUUGGAUGAGUAUAUCCUGAUGUCCAAAGAAAAACAUGGAUACAACAUGGAACAGGCCCUGGGCAUGUUGCUGUGGCACAAACACGAUGUGGAGCGCUCACUGGCCGACCUCGCCAACUUCACCCCGUUCCCUGACGAGUGGACAUUGGAGGAUAAAGUGCUGUUCGAACAGGCCUUCAGCUUCCACGGCAAGAGCUUCCACCGCAUCCAGCAGAUGCUGCCAGACAAGCCGAUCUCCAGCUUGGUAAAGUACUACUACAGCUGGAAGAAGACCAGGACCAGGACGUCAGUGAUGGACCGACAGGCCAGGAGGCUGGUCAACAAGAGAGAGCGAGAAGACAGUAAUGAUGAGGUGGAGGAAGGAGACCCCGGCAGUGAUAGCGACUUUGAGCUCAAUGGCAAGAAAGAGCCAGUGAAACAGACCCCCAGCGCUAACUCAGAGAAGCCCACCCCCAGUCGCUCUGGGCCGAUAAAGAAGGAGAAUAUCGGGGCCCAGUAUCGCCACCACCCGCUCCGAGCCCGCCGCAGGCCACCGAAGGGCAUGUACCUGGAGCAGGCAGAUAUCAUGUCCCUUUCAGCCUCUCAAGAUGCCGGGGUGCUGUCUGUACGACAGCUGGACACGACGCUUGUGUCACUGAAGAGACAAGUUCAGUCCAUUAAACAGAACAACAGUAGCGUGAAACAGAGUCUUAAUGCAGGUGUUGAUGUGUUCAGAGCGGCUGAGCCUACCCCGAAGAUGAACUCUCGUUGGACCACAGAGGAGCAGCUCCUGGCUGUGCAGGCCAUCCGUCGCUAUGGUAAAGACUUUGCAGCCAUUGCAGAGGUGAUAGGAACCAAGACGCCAGCUCAGGUGAGUUCGUUCUUCGUGAGCUACCGGCGCAGGUUCAACCUGGACGAGGUGCUGAGGGAGUGGGCAGCCGAGCAGGUGGCCACCAGCCGCGACCAGAAGGACCCGAGGAGGAGCGGCGAGGAGAUCACGGCAGCAACAGACGGAGGUGCAGAGGAGGACGAGGUCAAAAUGGAGGACUUUCCCUCAGAUGCUGCCGACAGCUCCUCUCCUCCAUCCUCCACCCAGACGCCGUCAUCUUUCUCCCAGCCUCCACCACUGCUGCGUCCCGCGCCUCCCUCGGCUCCCCCGAGCCUCCUCCGUCAGCCGCCUCCUCUUCAGACUCGCCCGCUGCAGAACCGAGCGCCCCACAACCACCCGCCACCUCCCCUCAUCCGUCCCGCGGUGACCACCUCCUCCUCAGGGAGCUCCAGCCUCAGGGCUUCUCCACCCAGCUCCUCCUCCUCCAGCACUGCAGCGGGGCAGCUGCCUCCUUCACUGGUCGGGCUCAAAGUGGAGCAGUCCAACUCGCACUGAUGACACACACACACGCAGAGACACACACACACACACACACACACACACACACACACACAACAGUAGCAGUAGAAGCACACACACACUAGCAUGCAGACAAACCCAUUUGUCUCUCUUUUCUCAAAGAAAAUUCCUUCUACUUGUUACUGCAACGUUCCCUGUUGUCUCUGGGAACACGACACGUCACAUGUUCAAUCAAACAUUCUCGAGUCCCUAAGGUGACGUCUCAGUUCCUAAAACGUGGCAGGUAGAGAGUGAGGGGCGCAGCAACAGAGUCCACUGCAUUGGUGAUCUGAAGCCCCUUCACUGUACUGACACACCUACCUCCAGACGAUUGUUCUCUAGUGUCACACACACACACACACACACACACCUACACACACAGAGAAAAUCAAGACAAAGACACUGGAUCAUCAAGCUGUUGACCAUAUAGAGCAAACCCACCUGCCCAUCUCCAUGGUAACUGUUGAACAUCUGGAUUGUAGAGGAGUGUGGUUGAACACGCACACACGUGUAUAUAAUAUACACUGUAGGUUCCACUAGGCAGGUAUCAAGUCAUCCAAACAGCCUUCAGGAAAAAGAAAGGAAAAAAAAGAGGAAGAGUUUCUCACAUCUGAGCCAAACCUUCUCCUCCUGGGAGGUCGUGUAAAUUAGAAACUCAUUUUGAUGGUGUGGAUAGUUUUGCCUUUUUUUCCUUGCGUGCUUUAAAACUCGGACCCUCACAGGAGCGAGGAGAUGCAUCUUCAAAGAACCCGAGCUUCGUCCCGAGAGCUGCGAGUUUAGUCUUGGAAAUCCUGAAUCGGGCAAAAAAGACAACCCGAGAUCUCUCCUCUCAUAGCCAUGUAUUACUAGUAUUAACUGGAGUGAUGUUUUCCUGUUUCUUUGACUAGACUUGAGCUCUAGAUAGGCAGUCAGUGACUGCAAGUAGUUUAGCUAGUGCAUACUUUAUUAUUAUUAUGAUAAUUAUUGACUGAGUACGAAGGAGAAGAAGAGUUUGGACUGUGUCGGUCCUUUCAACCAGACGUGUUGCCACAGAUCUUUUUCACCAGUCCAGUGUUGGAGUCAAUGGUCACACUGGUCCCUGUGACGAGCAGCCGAAUCAAACAUGAGUUGCUGUGAAACACGCCUGCUCUCACUGACUCUUCAUUCCUGGGAUGUUAUUCAAGAAGAAGGAAAAUGUUCUGCCAAAGUCCUGUUAUUGCUUUAAAAGCACAUUGUCCCUCGAGUCUCCAGACACGUGUCGUCUCGCUUCCUCCACCUGAGACAUGCGAGGUUGACGAUAUUGUCAGUUUCUUGCGGGGAGUUGCCUCUAUGUCUUCAGGGUCAGAUUGACGCUAACGCCAGCCGACGGCUCACUUUAAGGAAGUUGGUUGACAGCGAGACUGGUUCUUACUAGAGGUCAACAUCUGUCUAACUGUAAAUAAGGGCACGGUCACACACAUGCAAAUAUAUCCGCGGUAAACCUUCUCCCAUUUACUUGUUAUCUGUGGGAGCGAGGGGGUUGAAUAUAUCAACUUUGUUUGUUUUGCAUUAACAUGUGACAGGGCCCUGAAGCUGUGAUUAACACAUGUGUUGGUUUUGUAAAAAUAACCCUGACAAAUUGACCUAUACACUUUAACAGAUUCAUAAAUUAAAUACGACAUGUUUCAUAUUGUGUUUUGUAGGAAUCUAUAGCAAGUGUUUGCUUCCCUCCAGUCUUACUGCUGCCGGCUGGUUGGGGCCUCGCUGAAGUACAGACAUGAGUGUUGGGUUAUCUCUCUCUGCCAGUUGGCCAUGUAUUCCUGUAGGUUCAUGUUUAAUCCAAAAUAUCACUCGCUGCUUGCGAUGACUGAGUGUUUUGUUGUGAAGGUAAAUUCCAAAAGUUUUUUUUUCAAAGAUGCACUGACGCCUCGGUCAAGUCGUCUCAGUGCAGUUCUUUAAGGCAACUUUCUCUCUGGUACUUCUAUUAAAGUCCUGACCUGUCUUGGCCCAGAGGGAGGAAGCCCGGGGGGGGGGUCAAAGGGCACGUGGAAGGAGUGUGUUGCUGUAACGUGAAAAUCGUUAUGGACGAGUAACUUUAUUGGAAACGCUUUGUUUGGGCCACAGUCGAGGUUUCUGCUUCCAAAACUCUCUUUUCGAUAUCUGCCAUCUUUAGAAAACAAGUGAUCGGCAUUUUACCUUUUAGUUCUUACUCCUGCUGAAUCUCCCCUCAUAUUCCAGUUGCCUGUUUUAUCGCCGCCUUCUCAAGCAGAUCUGUGUUCAGUGCUGCUGCUGCUUCCAGUCUCACAUUGCCUGCGUUUGUGAGUAACGGCCUCCAGGGGGCAGCGAAGCAGCUCAUCACCACACUUUGGCUUUAGAGCGUCUGUCCACUUUGCUCGGAGUCGUUCUUCUUCCCGUUGUUCCUUUGUUUGCAAAACUGCUUGUGUGUACUGUAUGUGAGAAGCUGUUUACAUUCUGGAAACUGAACUACUUGUGUUUGACAUGUUUUUUUUGUUGUUUUUUUUAGAAUAAAGAAA